UAAAUGUCAUUUUUAUAGUACUAAUUUACAUGACACAGUUUUCAAAUAAACAAAUGAAAAACUAGUUGAAAAACCGUUUCCAAGAAUUACUGAGAAGAUUUAUAUCAAUUUAAACAAACCUGAAUCGAAAGAUUAAAGAAAUAUUAUUAUAGUUUGUUAUGGCUGGCUUAAAAAGGCCAUUUCGAGUGGCUGUGGAAGGAAAUAUUAGUGCUGGAAAAAGUUCGUUUCUUGAAUAUUUUAAAAGAUAUUCAAACAUUGAUACUUAUACGGAACCUAUUUCAACUUGGACGAAUUUUAAGGGGAAUAAUUUAUUAGAAUUAUUAUAUACGGAUAUAAAAAAAUGGAAUUUUUUAUUUCAAAAUUUUGUACAAUUAUCGCGAUUUAAAAUUCAAACAUCAAAACCAACGAAUUUGAAUAAAAAUGUUCAAAUUUUUGAAAGAACACUACAAAGUAACAGAUUUUGUUUUGGGAAAAUGGCAUUUGAGCAAGGUUAUUUAACACAUCCUGAGUUCUUAGUGAACACAAAAUGGUAUGAAACCUUAAAUGAACUUGAAGAUAUUUCAGUUGACUUAAUAGUAUAUGUUCGAUGUAGUCCCGAGACCUGCUUUCAUCGCUUAAAGAUAAGAAAUCGCACUGAAGAGACCAACGUUAGUUUAAAAUAUCUACAAGACGUGCAUGAAAUCCAUGAUCGAUGGUUAAUAUCACCUGAAUCAGAGCCAUGUGCGCCUGUUCUAGUAUUAGAUGCCGAAAAAGAUAUAAAUGAAUUAGUACUCGAUUAUGAGAAAUAUAAGGAAUAUAUUUUAGGUGAAAAAAUAUAUCCAUCAAAUAUCAAAUAUGUAGAAAAAACGUAUCCAGUAUUAACAAAACCAAUGAAAAAUUAUCAACAAAUAUGCGUUGAAGGUAAUUUAUCAUCUGGAAAAUCAAUUCUUUUACAAAAUUUACAAGAUAAUAGUUUGAUUGAAUGUAUUCAGGAACCAAUCGACAAUUGGCGUGAUCUCGAAGGAUUUAAUUUAUUAAAACUUUUGUAUAGUGAUUUAAAAAGAUGGAAUUUUUUAUUUCGAAGUUAUGUUCAAUUAACAUUUUUACAAAGUCAUAUAAAACAAAAUUUGAAUAAUACAAAUAAUUGUAAACUUUUUGUUAUGGAACGUUCGUUGUAUAGUAAUAGAUACGUAUUCAUUGAGCAUGCGCAUAAAUUUGGAUAUUUAACAAAAGCUGAAUAUGACACGUUAAUUGCUUGGUUUGAUGUUCUUAUAGAAAGGUGCGAUGUCAAUAUUGAUCAUAUCGUAUACAUUCAAUCAUCACCUACAUUAUGUCUAGAACGUCUCAAAAAACGCGGACGUCCUGAAGAAGAUAAUAUACCAUUAGAAUAUCUACAGCAAUUACACGAUUUUCAUGAAAAAUGGUUAACACAAUCGAGUAUAAAUCACACACCUCUAUUUAUUAUUGAUUCACAUCGUUCAGAAAUGCAAUUGGUUAAGGAUUUUGAAAAACGUUUCAUACAGAAUCAAAAAUAAUUUUUUUUGUUUAAUGUUUAAUAAA
This is a messenger RNA of Chrysoperla carnea, 1539 nucleotides long. RefSeq lists its product as uncharacterized. The record is from RefSeq and is a predicted model, not a curated record. Lineage: Eukaryota; Metazoa; Arthropoda; Insecta; Neuroptera; Chrysopidae. The transcript is spliced from 9 exons. Gene Ontology annotation, molecular function: deoxynucleoside kinase activity. Gene Ontology annotation, cellular component: cytoplasm; mitochondrion. The coding region runs from base 159 to 1514 and encodes 451 amino acids.